Molecule: messenger RNA, 3820 nt
Organism: Astrephomene gubernaculifera
Lineage: Eukaryota; Viridiplantae; Chlorophyta; Chlorophyceae; Chlamydomonadales; Astrephomenaceae
Source: the annotation of a GenBank genome assembly
GUAAAUUUAAAGCGCAGUUUAUUCAAUGGUCUGGAAACUAAACCCCUUGUAACGCUGUUUCGGUGUUUGUCGACGCUGCGUUUAUCAUAUUUCCCGCAGUUGGCGGGAUGAACACGUAGCACCGCCUACGUUGCAUGGGGUGUUGGAAAACAAUUAUCACACCGGUCUUACGACACUAGUUUCCGAGCAGACGAGGCUCCACCCUUCACAUGUCCUUCGUGAGCGACCCAUUGGGCAGCUAAACACUUACGGGUUGUUUCCUGAUCGCGAGAACAGCACUACUUCCUCAGGCCCCUGGACGUUAUCUCUCUUACUAUAAACAUCAUCCCUGCUUCCGGCUCCCGCGGCAACCAUGUCUAAUAACAGGUCCCAGGUGCUGUGUCGCUACCAUGUGGCGGGUGUGUGCCGCUACGGAUCCGCGUGCGCCUUCUCGCACAACCUCUCAGACCUGCCCAGCCAGGUGUGCAAGUACUACCUGGCUGGCUGCUGCGCCUACGGAGACCACUGCCGCUACGAGCACAAGCGCCCAGACUACACCAACAGGGGGCGAGCAGGCGGAGCAGCAGGGACAGCAGGUGCAGGAGCAGGCGCAGCGUCCUCAUCAGCGAAUGGAGGUAGCACAUCAAGAGGAGCAGCUAGAAGCAGCGGCGGCGGAGGAGGAGGGGGUGCCACAGCAGGGGGUGCUACCACGGCGCGCCGCGUGUCCGCGUGGGAUGAUGAGCCGGAGCAGCCUCGCCAGCCGCCUCACUUGCUGGCAGACUUGCUGAGCGAGCUGGUGGAGUCGUCGAGGGGGCGAGAACAGCAGCAGGAGCAGCAGGGUCAGCAGCAACAACAGCAGGAUGCGAAUGGGUCCGAGCGGGCUUACACCACAUCGGUUGAGGACGACUGGGACGCAGGCGAUGGGAACGGGUACGGCAUGGAGGGGCUGGACGAGGACUACGACAUAACGCAGGACGAGGAUAUCAACGAGAUCUGGCGCUAUAUUGCAAUGGACGCGUACUACAACCGGUCCGAUGAUGACGAUGACGACGGUGUGGAUGAAGAUUACUACGGCAACUAUGGCGGCGGAGGAUAUGGUGGCAGGGCAGCGGCGGGAAGGACAGCGGCUGCAGGGACUGCGGCAGCGAGGGCCGGGGGGCCGGCGGAGGGUUUAGUCAUGGUGGAUGACGACGUGGGCCUGGCGGCGGAGGCGGCGGGGGCUGAGCUGGCGGCGGCGCUGGGUCUGCCGGCGGCGCUGCUCUCCCUGGAGGCCUCCCUGCAGGACCUGGGGGAGGAAGCGGGGGCGCAGAGAGCACAGGGCCCGGCUGCUGGCGCCGCGCCCGCUUAUGCCACAGUGGUUGGGGCGUCCGGGCUGCAGCAAGGUGACGUGUCCGCACCUGGUGGCGGUUGUGCAGCGGGCGGCGGGGGGCUGGCGGAGGAGGGCCCGCUGGACCCGGCGGAGGUGGAGCUGUGUCCGCGGUUCGCGCUGCACGGGCGCUGCGGAGCGGGGGAGGACUGCCCGCUCAUACAUGGGCUUGAGUGCGAGAUCUGCCACAAGCACCAGCUGCACCCCUACAACGCGGAGGCCGCCGAGCAGCACCGCGCCGCCUGCCGCCUGCGACACGAGCGGCUGGAGGCGCGCAUGCGCAGUGCCGGGCUGGAGUGCGGCAUCUGCCUGGAACCGGUGCUCGGCAAACCCAACCCUGUGGAUCGGAAAUUCGGACUGCUCUCCUGCGAGCACACCUUUUGCCUUUCCUGCAUCCGCUCCUGGCGUGAGCGCACCAACGACACCAGCCUGGCAACCGAGACCGCCGUACGCACAUGCCCGGUCUGCCGUACACCCGCGCACUUUGUGACGCCCUCCCUGGUGUGGCCCCGCACGCCGGAGGAGAAGGAGGGCAUCGUUACGGCCUACAAGACCAAGCUGUCGUCCAUAGACUGCAAGCACUUCAACUUUGGGGAUGGCAGCUGCCCUUUCUCUACCAGCUGCUUUUACCGCCACGCGUAUCGGGAUGGACGAUUAGAGGAUCCGGUGCUACGGAGAGCCGGUGACGCGGAUGGCGGUGUCCGUGUGGUGAUGCCGGUGCGGCUGUCGUCCUUUUUUGAAACGCCCCAAGCGCUGGGGUUACUCAACCGGCGUCGGUAGCAUGUCCAAUAAAGUGUGAGUGGUUGCCGGUAAAGCGAAGCAAGUCGGGCAUCUUAUGGUAGAUAUUGCCCGGACUGCUCAUGUAGGGUAUUGUAGAGCUGUGGACAAGCUAACAAAAGCAGGAUAGAUACAAUAGGAUUCGCCAUGUCGCCCAAAGAGGGUUGCACAGUAGGUAGGCAAGUGGUAUUUCAUCGGAAUUGGUAUUGGUAAAGUUAAUGAGGUUCAUGGCCAGUAAGUGCCAGGUGCCAUAGUACGUGUGCAUGGAGGGCCUCCUAUUGGAGGCACAGGAGGUUAAACCCGUUUGCUGGACGUUGCUAUGCGUGAUAAUGCCGUUCACGUCUAUAUUUAUAGGAGGUCCAGAAGGGUGCUAACAGUAGCAGGCGAAGAGACAUGAACAGUCGGAAUACGGGUGGUGUUGAAAAACACCGGAUUAUAGCAUUUCGCUUAGAAACGUCUUAAGACUUAGGCGGCCUCCUCCUCAGCCUUGCCGCCCUUGGCCUUCUUGGGCAGCAGCACGGCGUGGAUGUUGGGAAGCACACCACCGGCAGCGAUAGUCACAUCGCCCAGCAGCUUGCUGAGCUCCUCAUCGUUGCGGAUGGCCAGCUGGAUGUGGCGAGGAACAAUGCGGUUCUUCUUGUUGUCACGAGCGGCGUUCCCAGCCAGCUCAAGGACUUCCGCAGUAAUGUACUCAAGCACCGAGGCCAGGUAAACAGGUGCGCCAGCACCAAUACGGUCGGCAUAGCGGCCCUUCUUCAGGUAGCGAGCGAUACGGCCAACAGGGAACUGGAGACCGGCCUUGGAGCUGCGGCUCACGGCCUUCUUGCCGGCGGUCUUGCCCUUGCCACGUCCGGACAUGUUUGCAGACUUUAGAGUUGGAGUAAAAGAGAGAAUAAGUAGAAAGCUGAGGAAAGCGGUGUGUGAAUAGGGCUGUUGGUGCCAAUUUAUUGCGUUGACUAGUGACCGUUAGCUCUCACCGGGGCAACCGUACGUGGGGUCGUUGGCGGUUCCUGGCGUCGCCGGGAUUGUUAACUUUUUUACAAGCUGCCUUUCUACCGCACACCAGUAUGUAUAUAAUCGUCACUAAUAGCAUCACUGAUAACCAAUUUACACCUAAGCAAUCUCCUUUAAAAGCAACAUAGCAAUGGCUCCCAAGAAGGACGAGAAGCCCGCCACGCAGCCAGAGGCUGCUGAGCCUAAGGUCGAGGCCAAGCCCAAGGCUGAGAAGGCCCCCAAGAAAGAGAAGAAGGCGCCUGCUAAGAAGGUUGAGAAGAAGGAGGCCGGUGCUGAUGGCGCUGAGAAGGCCAAAAAGAAGGUGAAGGUUUCCAAGGCGGAGACCUACAAGCUCUACAUCUACAAGGUGCUGAAGCAGGUCCAUCCCGACACCGGCAUCAGCAGCAAGGCCAUGUCCAUCAUGACCUCCCUGGUGGCCGAUUUGUUCGACCGCAUCGCCACCGAGGCCAGCAAGCUAUCGAAGUACAACAAGAAGCCCACGGUGACUUCCCGCGAAAUUCAGACCGCUGUGCGCCUGGUGCUGCCCGGCGAGCUGGCAAAGCACGCCGUGUCUGAGGGUACCAAGGCCGUGACCAAGUUCACGUCGGCGUAAUUGAUCCUUCCAGCUUACUAUACUGUUUCAAAACUACGGUGUUUUUCAACACCACCUUUUAUGGACAACGUGCAAGUGCGUAGCAAACAGGC